AUGGAUAGCUUCACCAAAAGAGUUCUCAGAAUACCCUUGGACAAGCCAUUUGAGGAGGCUUACUUUACCCACAGGUUGUGGAUGUUCUUCAGGGAAACCAAGGAAACUGAACAGGACAUACAUAGAUUCUUUGAUCAGAUCAGAGAUAGGAUGAAGCAGAGGAUUACACUAAAGAAGAGCGAUCCUGAGAAAUUUGUAGUGCCUUACUUGGUUAAGGGCAUUGAAUUUCCAUGUGCGAUGUGUGACACAGGUUCAUCAGUCAGUAUUCUACCUAAGGUAAUGUCAGAACAUUUGGGUAUGAAGAUAGAGCCUUCGAAGGAUUCAUUCACUUUCGUGGAUCAUUCUACGAGGAACUCAGGAGGAAUCAUCAGAGACCUUGAGGUGCAGAUUGGAAAGGCACUAGUUCUAGUUGACUUCCAUGUCCUGGAAAACAAGCAGAACAAGAAUCAUUCUCUCCUGCUUGGGAGAGCUUUCAUGGACACUGUUGGAGCAGUUUGCAACAUGCAGACAAAUCAGCUGUGUCUAAUACUAAUAAAUCCCGAUGUCCACUAUGAUCCCGUCAGAGUUGUGAGGCCACGGACGUCCGAAACUGGGGUUAACACAUGA
Messenger RNA from Brassica napus (rape), 606 nucleotides. RefSeq lists its product as uncharacterized. Lineage: Eukaryota; Viridiplantae; Streptophyta; Magnoliopsida; Brassicales; Brassicaceae. The record is from RefSeq and is a predicted model, not a curated record. Bases 1 to 606 code for a protein of 201 amino acids. The transcript has a single exon.